Messenger RNA from Equus caballus (horse), 7875 nucleotides. RefSeq names its product selenoprotein I (gene SELENOI). Gene Ontology annotation, cellular component: endoplasmic reticulum membrane; Golgi apparatus. NCBI's taxonomy places the organism in Eukaryota, Metazoa, Chordata, Mammalia, Perissodactyla, Equidae. The record is from RefSeq and is marked validated. Gene Ontology annotation, molecular function: ethanolaminephosphotransferase activity. Gene Ontology annotation, biological process: phosphatidylethanolamine biosynthetic process.
ACGCGUGCGCGGUGGGCGGAGCGCGCCUCUUCCAUCUCCUUUGCCAGCCCAGGUCCGCUCAUCCUUACCCAGCCGGUGUGGUGCUCGUGGUUCCCCGCCUCGUCGCGGAGAGUCGCUGCGGAGUGGGCGUUCGGUGUCCGGGUCGUCAUGGCUGGCUACGAAUACGUGAGCCCGGAGCAGCUGGCUGGCUUUGAUAAGUACAAGUACAGUGCUGUAGAUACCAAUCCACUCUCUCUGUAUAUCAUGCAUCCAUUCUGGAACACUGUAGUAAAGGUAUUUCCUACUUGGCUUGCUCCAAAUCUGAUCACCUUUUCUGGCUUUCUGCUGGUUGUAUUCAAUUUCCUAUUUAUGGCAUACUUUGAUCCUGACUUUUAUGCUUCAGCACCAGGUCACAAGCACGUCCCCGAUUGGGUUUGGAUUGUAGUGGGCAUCCUCAACUUCAUAGCCUACACUCUAGAUGGUGUGGAUGGAAAGCAAGCCCGUAGAACCAAUUCUAGCACCCCUUUAGGGGAGCUUUUCGACCAUGGCCUGGACAGUUGGUCAUGUGUUUACUUUGUUGUCACUGUGUAUUCCAUCUUUGGACGAGGAUCAUCUGGUGUCAGUGUGUUUGUUCUUUAUCUCCUGCUAUGGGUAGUUUUGUUUUCUUUCAUCCUGUCUCACUGGGAAAAGUAUAACACAGGGAUUCUUUUCCUGCCGUGGGGAUAUGACAUUAGCCAGGUGACUAUUUCUUUUGUCUACAUAGUGACUGCGAUUGUGGGAGUUGAGGCCUGGUAUGAACCUUUCCUGUUUAAUUUCUUAUAUAGAGACCUAUUCACUACAAUGAUUAUUGGUUGUGCGUUGUGUGUGACUCUUCCAAUGAGUUUAUUAAACUUUUUCAGAAGCUAUAAAAAUAACACCUUGAAACACAAUUCAGUCUACGAAGUUUUGGUUCCCUUCUUUUCUCCCUGUUUGCUCUUCGUUUUGUCUACAGCGUGGAUCCUCCGGUCACCCUCAGAUAUUUUAGAGAGACACCCUAGAGUCUUCUACUUUAUGGUCGGAACAGCCUUUGCCAACAGCACAUGUCAGCUGAUCGUUUGUCAAAUGAGCAGUACUCGCUGCCCAACUUUGAAUUGGUUGCUGCUUCCUCUCUUCUUGGUUGUCAUGGUGAUAAACUUAGGAGUAGCCUCUUACAUUGAGAACAUUCUCCUGUUUACGUUAACAACUGCUUUCACUCUGGCCCACAUCCAUUAUGGAGUACGAGUGGUAAAGCAGCUGAGCAGCCAUUUUCAGAUUUACCCAUUCUCAUUGAGGAAACCAAACUCGGAUUGACUAGGAAUGGAAGAAAAGAAUAUUGGCCUGUAAUCUACAGAAAGAAGUACUGUAAAUAAGAUGCUUGUAAAUAUUUCAUCCAUCACCAUUGAACUAAACUGAUCUGCUUAACAGACAUGGAAACUCAGUGUGUGUGGUACUUGGAGAGCACGAAUGAUAUGUAUGAUCUGAACUUGUGGCAUUUUGGACCUACUAACUCCCAGCUUAUUUUAUUUUUUAUAAAACCAUGUGACGUUUUGGUUAAGCAUAAUGUACUUAGACCAGCAAAAUGUUCCUGGUGAUUUUAGCUUCAUGAGUCCUGAGUGUUUUGGUUCAUACGGAGUUAAAGACGCUUUGUUUUUAUGUUUAAAACCCCAAAAUUGGUUUAGGAGCUCUGGUAACAUUCAGAAAACCAUAAUACGUUUUCAUAUUUGAUCCUUAGUAGUAGGUCUUUAUCUGUGGAAGUUGUCGGUAACCCAGAUCUAAUAUAGGGAAAAGACGGAGCAAGUCUGCUUCUGCAAGAGAUGCCAAAUGGUUACAGAACAUUAUACAGUUGCCAAAUACUGGUUUCUCUUUCCCAUGGAAAUGCCUUUUGUCCUCACAUGCUAAGAGAGCUAAUAUAUAUAUUUAGAUUCUCUAGUAUUCUGGCUCUCUUUGUUAUGGAACAGAUCUUGAUAAACGGUUUUAUUUUUUUUUUUAAAGAAAAAUAUUCUAUUGAGACUUAGUAAGGAUUGUAAUUAUAGCUCCACACAUUGGCAUGGUUCAUUGUUUAAAUAUGGCAUUUUUUUUCUCUCAGCUCUAAGUUGCUGAGAUUUGGUGCCUAUGAACUAUGAUUAUAUGAAUGCAUGUGACCGUCCCAGUCUUAAUGAUAAUUACUUGUGAGGAAUGCAAGUAAACUUCCUUAUAUGAGGAAUUUUCUCUGUAGUUAGGAAUCUUAGGAACCUCACUAUGAAAUUACUGCUGAGAACCUCAUUACAAAAUUAGUUUUCUGAUUCAAUUUGUCCUUCCUUCCUUCCUCUCUCUCCCUCUAUCUCUUUUUGUGGAGAAGAGAGUGCUGUGUUUUUUAUUUCAUACAGGAUAAAGAAGUAGAGAGAAAUUCUCACCCAACUUGCCCACUUCCCCGCUUGAAGGAAAUGUUUGAUAUAUAUGCCUUACUAAGUACGUUCUCCCUUUAAUAUGACUUGGAGUAAUUUUUGAGAUUUAUUGAUAAACAUAAAAAUUUGAUUUUAGUCUGGUUGUUUUAUAGAUCACACCUUUUCAUGAAUGUGGAUAUUUUCUUCUUUUUCUUUUUGACUUUGUCUCUAUUUAGUUUGGUGGUGGUGAAAUUUACUUGCUGAUUUUCUUUAUUUUUCACUGAGUGAAGUUUGUGCUCGAAUGAAGAGUGUAUUCUUAAACCCUUGUUUUUGGAUGGAUUGCACUUGGAUAAAAUAAGCACCACUGUGUUGAUUUGUAAUUAAAUUCAUAACCAUUAUUUAUGAAUGUGACCAUCGUUAAAUUUAAUUAUAGUGUAUUCCUUUGUUGAAUUUCAGUCUGCUGCUUUGUAAAAAUAACUGUAAUCGAUACUUUGGUUUUUAAAUUUGUAAAUUCUAAUCAUUGUCAUCCAGGUUAUUAGAAAUGAGGAGUCAAGGAUCUAACUUACCAUUCUGUACUCAUUUUUAAAAAUUGUCUAUAAAGGUUGGGGAUAUUUUUGGUGACUUUCUCUGAGACAAAAAUGAACGCUGAAAAUAGGUGAAAAAUUGAUGCAGGAGAAUGUGGGUAGUGAUUCCAUGUUUGUUAAUAAAUCACCGUCAUGAGGUCAGAGAAUGAACCAAUUAAGCGAAGGUACCUCUAUUUUUUGUAUACCUUGUUCUGUGUCAUCUGUAAAAUUGAACUGGAUAAAGUGUUAAUUUGGACUGGGAACAAAGCUUUGUUUUAAGGUUUCUAAGCUAAUCAUUUACUGUUUUGUUGACUUUGUACACAAGAAUGAGAUUAAUCUGUGUUAUAUAAGAAAAGAACUGAUAAAUAUAUAUAAAAUGACAAAUUUGGACCACAGGCUUUCUUCACCUUGUACAGUACAGUAAAAAACACUCUUUUCUUCUGGCAUAGGGUCAUAUCCUGUAAUUUUGGGGAUACUUUACCUCAGUGUGUUUCUCUUCUCUUUCUGUUGCAUCACAUUUAUUUGAAAAUUGUUUUGUGCCUAUACUUUAAAGACAUAUUUCCCUAUGGUGGUAAAGAAUUAUGCCGCAGUCAGUUUUAUUGACAUCAUUAGAUGAAAGAAAGGUGGCUGUCAACAAGGUAAAAAUGAAAGUGAGUAACAACUGUUUCAGAAUGCCGUGGACUUAGAAAUUUGUAGUGUACUGCUGACUCUGUUUCUUGGUUUAGUCUGCCAUCUUGAAGUGCGUCCUGAAAGCCCUCAUUUGUUGUGUACUGAUACCGCAGCUCACGCAGGAGUUAAUUACAAAUAGUUCUGUGCAUUUAUGUCAUGCCAAUUAUCAUAACAUUUCCGAAGUAUAAAAGAUAUUUCAGGCUUAUGCAUGUUGUUUUGGGUGAGUUCACACCCCAGCCUUUCUCCCAGCAUACACUGAACUGCCUUUUGGGGAGCGGUGGUGUGGUUGGUCAUGCGUGCAUGUUUCCUCCGCGUUCCAGAAUAGAGUGCCUUCGCCAGCCAGAGGUUCGCUUGGUGUCUCUGCUGACCAAAGUUACCUAGACCUGUGAUAAAUUUCUUUUCAGGUUACGGUAUGAGAAAUGUCCUUUCAUGCUUGUCAGAAAAUAAUUCCUCUGUAUUUGCGGGGGGUGUGGGCUAGAACAGUCUGAAAAUACCUGGAUAGGAUAUGGUAAUGCUGCCUUUUGUGAUUCUUGAAUAGCGUUAGUGAUCUUAGUGCAGUGCACAGUUUAAAAUUGUCACAUUUUAAAUCGUCAUUCCUCCAUUAAUGCAUAAUAGAUGUAAUAGGUGAAUUUAUGGGUUUUAGUCUUAAGGGUAAUAGAGUAAAUAACUUUCAAAUAAAAAACUAAAUAGUCUUCUUCAGCAUUUUAAUAAUAUCAUGGUUAAAAUACUUUUAAUUCUAAUUUUAAAAAGAAAGUUCAAUGCUGAUCAUGGUCUAGCAUGUUACAGUACUGCUACCAACAUGUCAUUUUAAUAUAGAAGUAUGCGAAGAGGAGUGUAUGUCUAGAGUUGCCCAGAUUCUAAGUAGAUGCCAAGAGUAUUGACCGUGACCUGGAGCCUGGGCACUGAGGGAGCAGGAAAGGAGAAGGCAGGCAGAGUAUCCCCUUUAAGGGAGAAGGGAUCCCCUUAGUGCCCACUGAUCUUACUGCAGUGCACAGUUCCACGUUGUCGCAGUGUAAAUCGUCAUUCCUCCACUAAUUUCAAAUUCAGAUGUGAAUUUGAAAGUUUCCUAAGUGUUCAGUUUUCAGAGAAUUAGUUUACUUUGUUGUCAGUUGAAAAGAAUAUACCUUGCUUUCCAAAGCAGACUUUGAUUCUAUAAAGGAUGGAGAAUAAAAAGAUAAUCUGAAGGUGUUUGAAUCAAAGACUUUCCCCCUUUAUAUUUUAACUAGAAACUUAUUUGUAACCCUUUCUCUUCCUCCUCCAUCUGGGUUUCCUUUUGACCUGCCACCGCUUAGCACAGAGAUGCCCACUUGCUUUGCUGCCCCUACAUCUUGCCACGUUCAGAUCUCCUUGAUUGCCUGAGAUCUCUUGACUAGUCAACGACUGGGAACAUGCCAGAGGGAACAGAGUAAACCCAGUGGGCUAGAACUGUUGACUUCAGGUCCCCGAAUAAGCCAAAACAGGUACAGAAUCUUUGGUUGUGUUGCUUUCUGUGUUCAGAGUGGCCUUUAUCUUGACCUCAGUUCUGGACUCGAUUGAGCACUCUAUAGAAAUUUGUUAGGUCAGACUGGAAUUUUCUUUGUCUUAUGAGGUGUCUUGGUAAGGCAGCAUACCCUUUCUUGAACACCCUGUGGGUGAAUAACCUUACUAAGUUAGCUGCCAGUACUAGAACCUUCCAGGAAGAAUUUUAACUAGUAUGCUGCAUUUGAAGCACUUUGACAGGUACAUUUUAAGGGACAGUUUUCACAAUAAAAUGGUGUUAAAUUAAUCACUGUGAAACUUGAAAGUGUGAUGCUCUAUACGUUUUAGGAAGCUUAAAUUUCUGAUUUUCCUUUACUAAUUACGUAACUCAUGUGAUUUGUAUAUUUUACUUUUCAUCUUUUUUGACAGUGGUACAAAUGACUGACGUUGGCAGGCAGUUACUUUAGGGUAUAUGGUAAAUCAUGGUUGUCUAACUUUUCCAGAUAAAAUGGUGAUGUGUUUACUUCCUUCUUGCGUGGAGCCAUGGGAAUUGGAUUUAUUGGCUAAUUCAUUUCCAGUGUUUCUACAGUACAAAGUAAAUGUAACCUUACUUUUUAACCUGCAUGCUAGUAAUAUGCUUUGCUCUUUAAUAAACAAAUAUGCAAGAGUUAGUAAUCUAGCUGACUUUUUUUGUUUUUAAGUAGGGACCAGCUCUUUUACAGACAGAUUUUAAAUGAGCUAAUAUUUAGAGUAACCAUUCGUAGCCCUCCCACAGGUGGCCUGAGUGACGGGGUUGUAUUGCAUUUGAUGUGACAGGCCAGGUUCCUAGAAUUGGAAAGUGGCACGAUUUUAGAAUUUUUUUUUUUAAACAAGGGCUUGUCUCUCUAGGAAAGUCCAUUUGGACACAACAGAAGGAUUGUCUGGUCUUCACAGACCAUUCAUGUUGUCUUGCUCGUCACAGAAUCAUUCUUAGAAAGCCAGGCUAAAUCAGGGUGGUGCUGUCUGUAAAGCAUGUGUAUUGGAUCAUGGCCAUAGAGUACCUGAUGCUACAUUGGAAUUAGAGACGAUAUGGAAGACACCAGGGGCGGCUAAAUGUUGUGCAUGCCUUAUAGCUCUUGGGCUGAAGUCUUCUCUGGAGUAGUUUGUAUGGGUAACAAUUAGAAUUGAUUUUGAUUUUUUAUUAAAACAUACACAAUUCACCAUGAAUUCUAGAUGCUGAUAUUCUUGACAAGUACUUUUUAAUCUUUAAAGAGUAAGUUCUUGACCAGGGACAUGUUUAGUUAGUACUUGAUGGUACUAACAAAGUUAUAGGAGGAGCCUGUUUUAAUUUUACAAGAUCUAUGAAUGCUGCAUUAUAAAUUUGUUUGAGUUUCUGAUAUCAUUCGGUGUCACAUUUUGAGUUUAAUCACUAAUUAAGACUGCCUACAAUAUUAACAUUUUUUUGUAGGUUUUUGUUUAGAUAACUUAUCCCAUUAGAGCAGCCAUUCAGGAGACAAAGACCCAGCUAUAUGUAAUGGUUUUGCUCAUUCUGAAAUGUGCCAAGAAAGCAUAAUUCAGUAUUAAACUCCAAAUUUCAAUUUUUUUAAAGUAGCAUUUCCCCUGGGUAAGGGCGAAGGCUGUGAGUAAUUGUGGUGGUGCACACUUCCCACUACUUCCCUCCUCCCUUGCCCCUCCCAUCUCACAUUAAAUUUGUAGCCAAUUGUAGACAAAGAAGUUGACCCCUUUCUAAGUAAGGUUUCAUUCCCUGUGACUAAGAAUAGGUGGCAGGAAUCAUGGCUGAAUCAAUUAUUGAGUUGGUAGCUUGGUCCUGUUACAGUUUGCUUUCUGUAGCAUUCUGAAACAAAAGGAUGAUUCCAUCCCUUCUCAGGUACCUAGAAACAACACCACAUAAGCAACUGGAAUAUGUCUGCUACAAGUAGAAAAUAUUAGAGAAGGCGGCGAAGAGGAGCACAAAACCGGACUUUCCCUUUCAAGUAGUUUAACUGAACGUGUUAGUAACUGGUCUGUCUAGGACUUGAUGUGUCCAUCGUAAAUAAUGCAGCAUUUAUCUUAUCUGUUUACGUGUGGUGGUGUAUGUAUACGUAUUUAAUCUGUACACAUCUAUUCUCUGUGCAUUUGUAUGUAUGAUAUUCGUAUGUGCGUGCAGUCUACUCUUGAUUAUCGGCAGGAGGGUAAGCCUCACUAGACUGUUCAUGUUGACUUAAUCUGCAUGUAGCCCGUAACUCUGUGAAGCCUCUUCCGCAUCUGAAGCCACGGUCUUUCCUACUUCAGUUCAACUUGGUCCCCAAGAAAGGCCCUUGAAAUAUAUCACUUUCCAUUUCCCUUUCACCAGGGAUUGUGUGAACCAGAAAGACAGCUUUCGAGAAAGAUGGCAGCUUCCUCCAGGGUUGAGGCUUCUGGGUCUGCCUGAUGAUGGGGCCCAUUCUGGGCCGGCUCUGGGAGCAGUUGUGCUUAUGGGCUUGAUGGGGGAGAAAUGUAGCUCUUGCAGAAAUGGAGCUUCACAGCUUGCUCCAAUUCCUUAGCUGGAAUGUCGUGAAGUCCUAGAUAACGUGAUGUACGAACACAGUACAGGUAUGCAUUUCCCCGUCAUUUUUGCAUCGUCAGUAUUGCUGUUCCCCAUUGCUAGCCCAGAUAAUCAAGAUCUGACUGUUUCUUGCCACUGGAUUCUGGAAGCCUUCCCCUUUCAACUGGAUUUAUGUUUAUUUCUGCUGCUGUGAAACCCAAAAGUAAUGCAGUAGGUUUUAAUUUAAAAUUGUUUAAUUCUAUUAUUGAUAAAUAUUUAUUGUAAUAAAAGUAAAGAGUAAAUAAUUUUUAAAUCCUUUUAA